AUGGCUACUGCAGAAACUGAAAUUGAUACAUCACCUAGAGUUACUGAAGUACUGGGAAAAGCAGAUGAAGUACCUCCCGGGAUGAAGAAGACAUUCCUUGUUAAAGACAAGCCAAUACUGGUUAUUAACGAUAAUGGGACGCUUUACGGUAUCUCCGGCCUCAUAUAUUGCGAUGGUAGAAUUCGUUGCACUCUUCAUGGGGCUUGCUAUAACGUAAAGACAGGUGAACUUGAAGAUUAUCCAGCUCUUGACAGCUUGUACACCUAUGACGUGAGUAUUAAUAAGGGUUUGAACAAAGCCCCGUUGUCUUCUGUUAAGAAAGAAGUUUAG
Messenger RNA from Cooperia oncophora, 330 nucleotides. Lineage: Eukaryota; Metazoa; Nematoda; Chromadorea; Rhabditida; Trichostrongylidae. The record is from the annotation of a GenBank genome assembly.